AUGACCCAGACCCUCUCUUCCUCCGAGCUCGAUGGUGGUCCGCCGCCCCCCUGCGGCGACUCUGUAUGGUCCAUUUUCCAGCACGGCAUUGACAUUGAUCCCGAGAGAGCUGCCCUCAUUUCCUUCUGGCAGCCUGCCAGCCACCUUGAAGCGCUCGUGGGCAAGUCACCAUGCCCUGCCAAAUCCAUGGUCGAUCCCAAGCACCAAGAUUCGAUGCUGAUCUGGUCGUACGAUCAGAUGCAGCGGGGAGCUGCUCGUCUCGGAGCCAUCCUCGACAGACACAACGUCCCCGCCGAUUCGAUGAUUCUCACUUUUAUUCCGCACGGCGUCGAAUGGUCGCUCGUCAUGUGGGCCGCCGCACUGAAAUGCCAUACCCUCGUCUGUCGGACAGUCCAGUUACUUCACUCCAGCCUGCCCGAUGACCAGCAGCUGAAGGAAUACUACUUCCGUCGGUUGCGGCCCGCAGUGGUGAUUGUUGAAGACGAGGAGUCCGCUGCGAUUGUUGACAAACUUCGGCAGGAUGCGGCAGCGGCGGCAGGAGAUCAAUCGUCUGACUCUGGCAGCAGCUUCUUCCUCGGUAUCUGCCUCUCCCCCCUCACCCCCGCCCGCCGCGCAUCCGGUAGUAACUGGAUCUCAUUUGCCUCGGACAUCGCCUCCCCCCGGCCACCUUUCACCGACGAGGAGAGCAGCGUCUCAGCUCAACAAGUCCGCGAUCGCCCAGAUCGCAUCUCCAACAUCUUCUUCACCAGCGGCACCUCGGCCUCCCAGCCUAAAGGCGUACCGCGAACGACUAGAAAUGUGUGCGCGUCCAUCGCUUCGCACACUGCCUUCUCUUCUUCUUCUCCCCGCUCCCCUGAGAUUUCGCGGCCCGGAACCGUAGGCCUAAUCUUCUCCGCCAACAUGAUGGCCCUGUCCAUGACCUCCCCGCUAAUACAAUGGUACAACGGCGGUACGGUCGUCGUUCCGUCGCGCGUCUUUUCCGUGUCUGCGAACUUGGAGGCUAUCGAGUGGUGCGGUGUGACCAAUAUGGAGAUGAUGCGCAGCCAACUGGUGCUGCUGGCUAAACACAAGGACUUUGCUCCGCGGAAAAUCAGGUCGAUUCGAGUUAUAUUCGUUAGUGGCGAGAUUAUCACGGUUGGGUAUCUGGAACGGGUGCGGGAGAUGUUGGGUGUUGGCGAGAAAGUGUUGUUGGUCGCUGGAUUUGGAAUGACGGAGGGCGUGGGCGCGCUGGGAUAUCCUCCCAGUGUCCUGAUGGAGGAGGGGAUGCCGAAGCCGUUGGGAGAUGUGAUGCCUGUGGGAACGGCGACGCCGGGGACGAGGAUCAAGGUGGUUGAUGUUGAGAAGAAGAAGAAGGUCUCGGAGACAACUCAGACACCGCAGAAUGAGCAGGCUACCGCUGAGAAGGAGAAAGAGUGGGAGGUGCUGCCCCGGGGUAAGCAGGGCGAACUGCACAUCUCGAAUGAUGCGUAUGUCGAUGGAUAUCUCGACGGGUUAGCACCGCAGAUGUUUUACCGCGAUAGGGAGGGCACCAAGUGGUUCCGCACAGGCGACUUGGCGGUGAUUGAUGAGAGCGGGAUGGUGUUUGUUGUGGGCCGGAUAAAGGAUAUCGUGAAGAGCUCUGUCGGGUUCUUCAAUCCCACGGCUAUAGAGGCAUUCCUGGCCAGGCACUUGUCGGUUGAGGUGUGCGUAAUCGGUAUCCCGUCUCCUAUGCAUGGCGAGAUGCCCUACGUUAUUCUCGACCGCUUACCCGAGAACGGAACGGCAACAGACGUCAACGAGAUGUUCUCUCAGAUGAUGCCCGGGGGAUCAGGAUUCUCGCUCGGGGAGGUCAUUACGCUGAAGGAGCUGGGGUUGGAUACAUGGCCGAUUACUGUUACUGGAAAGAUACAGAGACAUCAGUUGCGGAAGAUUGCGGUGGCGUAUCUGAAGACGAAGGAUAUCAGCGGCUAUGCUUUGGACGGUUAG
Messenger RNA from Neurospora crassa OR74A, 1965 nucleotides. RefSeq lists its product as hypothetical. Bases 1 to 1965 code for a protein of 654 amino acids. The transcript is spliced from 2 exons. The record is from RefSeq and is a predicted model, not a curated record. Lineage: Eukaryota; Fungi; Ascomycota; Sordariomycetes; Sordariales; Sordariaceae. Gene Ontology annotation, molecular function: CoA-ligase activity. Gene Ontology annotation, biological process: secondary metabolic process.